AUGAGGCUGGAGGCCGCAGCCAGGAUGGAUUUGUUCAGGAAGCUUUGGAAGGCGAGGAAGCUGAUCCUGGUGGUGCUCAUCCCGCUGUCCCUGCUUCCGCUGCCGCUCAUCCACCCCACCAGUGAGGCAUGCUGUGCCUACGUGCUGAUGGUGACGGCGGUCUACUGGGUGUCCGAGGCCGUCCCGCUCGGCGCCGCCGCCCUGGUUCCUGCCUUCCUCUACCCGCUGUUCGGGGUGCUGAAGUCCAGCGAGGUGGCAGCAGAGUACUGUAAAGACACCACGCUGCUGCUGAUGGGUGUGAUCUGCCUGGCCGCCUCCAUAGAGAAGUGGAACCUGCACAAACGCAUCGCUCUGCGCAUGGUGAUGAUCGCAGGGGCCAAGCCCGGCAUGCUGGUGCUGGGCUUCAUGUGCUGCACGGUCUUUCUGUCCAUGUGGCUCAGCAACACGUCCACCACGGCCAUGGUGAUGCCCAUCGCCGAGGCCGUGCUGCAGCAGCUGAUCUGCACCGGCCUGGCCGACGCCCAGGAGCACUCCGACACGGCCGACGGGCCCGAGGACGACAGCGCUGUUUCAGACAAAGAGGAAGAGCUGGACAAAAACCAGUUAGAGCUGUUCUAUCGCAGUGACAACAGCGGCACAAAGCAGGAGCUGAACACUGAGGUUCAGACUGUGGAGGCGAACGGUUUGGUUCUGAAGCCGAGCUCCAGCCAGGAGUUCAUGAAACACACCAACGGACACCUGCCGCAGGUGGCGAUCGACAUCCCCAACGUGAAGCGGGUGAAGGCGCGGAGGGACUCGCAGUAUCCCACCAAGAGGGAUCACAUGAUCUGCAAGUGCCUGUCGCUCAGCAUCACCUACGCGGCCACCAUCGGGGGACUCAUCACCAUCACGGGAACGUCCACCAACCUCAUCUUCGCCGAGCAGUUUAACACUCGCUAUCCGGAUGCGAAGGUGAUAAACUUCGGCACCUGGUUCAUCUUCAGCUUCCCCAUCGCCAUCAUCAUGCUGUUCCUCACCUGGCUGUGGCUGCACUUCCUCUUCCUCGGCUGCAACUUCAGGGAAACGUGCUCGCUGAGUAAGAAACGCAAAACCAGGAGGGAGAUGCUGUCCGAGAGGAGGAUCCACGAGGAGUACGCCAAGCUGGGGCCCAUCAGCUACCCAGAGGUGGUGACGGGGGUUUUCUUCGUCCUGAUGACUCUGCUGUGGUUCACCAGAGAGCCCGGCUUCGUGCCCGGCUGGACGUCGCUCUUUGAGAAGAAAGGCUACAGGACCGAUGCGACGGUCUCCGUCCUGCUGGGCUUCCUGCUCUUCCUCAUCCCUGCCAGACGACCCUUCUCCUCCUCGUCCUCCUCCAGCUGCAGGAACAGAGAUGAUGAUGACCCUCUGGCUCCCAUGAUCACCUGGAAGGACUUCCAGAGGCUGAUGCCGUGGGAAAUCGUCAUCCUGGUCGGUGGAGGCUACGCUCUGGCUGCCGGGUGCAAGGUGUCAGGCCUGUCGGUGUGGAUCGGCCGGCAGCUGGAGCCGAUGAGCGGCCUCCCUCCCUGGGCCGUCACGCUGCUCGCCUGCCUGCUGGUGUCGGCCGUCACCGAGUUCGCCUCCAACCCGGCGACUCUCACCGUCUUCCUGCCCAUCCUGUCUGCACUGUCAGAGACUCUCCAUAUCAACCCCCUCCACACUCUGAUUCCCUCCACCAUGUGCGUGUCGUUUGGGGUCAUGCUUCCAGUGGGGAACCCCCCCAACGCCAUCGUCUUCAGUUACGGACACGUGCAGAUCAGCGACAUGGUGAAAGCGGGUUUCGGGGUGAACCUGAUUGGUGUGGCGGUGGUGAUGUUGGCCAUCACCACGUGGGGCGUUCCGCUCUUCAACCUCACCGAGUUCCCCGCCUGGGCUCUGGCCAGGAACGUCACCGGAAGCUUAUAACCACAGAAGAGGCCAGAGGCUCGAGGAUGAGGGUGAAAAUCAUUAGAUAGAUAGAGGGACAGAGAGAGAGAGAGAGAGAGAGAGAGAGAGAGAGUUGGAGGCUUGUGCGGAAAGACAAUAAAAAAAUGACAAGUGGCAUUUCAAGAGGGACACUAUAUUCAGAAAUAAGCCCUUAAAUAGACCAAUUACCUGUAGACUGGACCUGAUGGAGGAAGAGGAGAGAGAGGGAGAGGGAGAGCGAUUACA
This is a messenger RNA of Myripristis murdjan (pinecone soldierfish), 2166 nucleotides long. It is a transcript of the gene slc13a4, whose product is annotated as solute carrier family 13 member 4. Gene Ontology annotation, biological process: transmembrane transport. Bases 1 to 1920 code for a protein of 639 amino acids. The transcript is spliced from 16 exons. NCBI's taxonomy places the organism in Eukaryota, Metazoa, Chordata, Actinopteri, Holocentriformes, Holocentridae. The record is from RefSeq and is a predicted model, not a curated record. Gene Ontology annotation, molecular function: transmembrane transporter activity. Gene Ontology annotation, cellular component: plasma membrane.